Molecule: messenger RNA, 545 nt
Organism: Bipolaris maydis ATCC 48331
Lineage: Eukaryota; Fungi; Ascomycota; Dothideomycetes; Pleosporales; Pleosporaceae
Source: RefSeq, a predicted model, not a curated record
AUGCGGCUUGGUCUUUUCCAGCCCCAUUGUCCAGGCAUCAUGAGUAGCUGUGUCGCUAGUGCUAUAGGCCUCGUGGCUCUUAGAUUACCCAAAGCGUGCUGUGCAGCGAGAGGCGAGACAGAUCUGCGACACCACCGCGACGCACUUCAACCCUCUUCCAACGGUUCGAGCAUCACCCCAACCCCACACCCACGCGCAACCGCGGGCGGAUCUCCAAAAUCUCGCCAUUUUCCCACCCAAGUUUCCUUACUCGUACUGGAUUGCCCGGUCCAGGGGGUUGGUGUUUCGCCCGGCAUGCGACCGGGGCACAAACCCUUCAGAAUCAACAAUUUCAUGCGUGGAUUUAAGGAAUACACUUCCCCAGGCAGACAGCUUUUCUCCUUACAUCAAGACAUCUGCCUCAUAAUACUGGUGCUCCACUUUCUCUUUCUCUUUUCCUCAUCUGCUUCUUACUGUCCGAGCCGGCCCUCGUAGUGCCCUUUCGAUCCUUCACCCUUUCAUCGUACAUUCUAGUGCUUGCAGUGCAGGCUUACGUUCACUUUUCA